Messenger RNA from Phragmites australis (common reed), 1265 nucleotides. RefSeq lists its product as uncharacterized. Bases 69 to 1265 code for a protein of 398 amino acids. Lineage: Eukaryota; Viridiplantae; Streptophyta; Magnoliopsida; Poales; Poaceae. The record is from RefSeq and is a predicted model, not a curated record. The transcript is spliced from 3 exons.
AACUAUUUUUACAACGGCCACAUUUCCAACGGCUACUUGUCCAACGGCUAUAUUUCUCUGCUCUAUAUAUGCAUGCUCGAACCGUCUGGUUUCUACACCAAUCCAUUGGCCUUCUUGUUUCACCUCUUCCAGAAAUGAGUCGUUUCUCUCGCUUAGCUUCGUCGUCGUCGUCCUCGUCGGACGAUGACAAAGAUGAAGAAUUGUUCAUCGCAUUGCAGCAAGCACACAGUCAAUAUCAAGCUAUGCAAGUUCCUCGAUGGGGCGGGUCUGUACCAGGGCGUCAGUAUGUUCAUCGCGAUAGAGAAGCCGGGCAUUGGAGGCUGUACAACGACUACUUUUCAGAUGCUCCGACCUACGGGGCAAAUUUCUUUCGCCGCAGGUUUAGAAUGAACCGUGAUCUGUUUCUUCGCAUAGCACAAGCCAUAGAGCAACAUGAUAAUUACUUUAUGCAAAAAAGAGAUAGAAAUGGACGUCUUGAGUUAUCAUGUUUGCAGAAGGUUACCGCAGCAUUCCAGAUGAUAGCUUAUGGAGUAGCAGCUGAUUUUAUGGAUCAAUAUGUCCGUUCUGCUGAAAGCACGAACAUAGAAAGUCUUAGAAGGUUUGCCAAAGCGGUUGUCGAAGUUUAUGGAUAUGAGUAUUUGAGAUCCCCAAAUGAGGAAGACACAUCUAGAUUACUUGCGAUUGGAGAGAGUAGAGGUUUCCCUGGAAUGCUUGGGAGCAUAGAUUGGUCUCACAAUGAUAUCAAUGUUCUUCACCGUUCUCAUCUUUUUGCAAAGCUAGUCGAAGGGGAAGCUCCACAAGUUAAUUACACUGUCAAUGGUCAUAAUUAUACAAUGAGGUAUUACCUUGCAGAUGGCAUCUAUCCUCAAUGGGCGACAUUUGUGAAGACCAUACCACAGCCACUGGGAAAUAAGAGAAAAUAUUUUGCCAAGGCACAGGAGGCAGUUCGGAAGGAUGUUGAAAGAGCAUUUGGAGUUCUACAAUCUCGUUUCGCCAUUGUUCGUGGACCAGCCCGAUUCUGGGAUAAAGAUACCCUAAGACAAAUUAUGAUAGCUUGUGUCAUCAUGCAUAAUAUGAUUGUUGAAGAUGAGAGGGAUGAAGAUGAACAGAUGCAGUACGAGUAUGUUGGCCAACUUGUGAGACCUACACCGCGUGAAGUUCGUAAUCGUACUCCGGAGCUACAUGAUUUCCUUCAAGCUCAUAAUAACAUCAGGAAUAGGGAAACUCACUCUCAACUUCAAGAAGAUCUAGUUGAGCACCUCUAG